Molecule: messenger RNA, 5721 nt
Organism: Habropoda laboriosa
Lineage: Eukaryota; Metazoa; Arthropoda; Insecta; Hymenoptera; Apidae
Product: zinc finger protein 236-like
Exons: 24
Coding region: 61-5721 (1886 amino acids)
Cellular component (GO): nucleus
Source: RefSeq, a predicted model, not a curated record
UCGCCGUUGUGUAAUUCUAUGUGAAGAAUUAUUUUCUUCGUGAUUCGUAUAUUAAUUCGGAUGAAGGGAAAUAUGUUGACGCCACACAAUGUAAUUACAGAGCCUCCUCAUGUCGAAGCAAUACCCAUAAAUCUCGUUGCUACUGAGGAUGGUCGAACGCUUUUAGCAUUGACAGAACAUAAAGACGGUGUGUUGGAAAUUGUUGCAGCUCCGGUUACGUUUAUUGGUCAAAGUGGAGCAGCUGCAUCAUUCGUAGAUGUAAAAAAUCUGAAUGAAAAUUUGAUAUUACAUUCGCCUAUUUUUCAAAUAAGUGUCGAAGAUGUUAUCAAUGGAAUGGAACUUCAACAGUCUGUGCAAAAUCUUGAAACUGAAUCCGAUAAUACAGAUUAUGCAAAGAUACAUUCGUAUAUGGAUAUAAAAUGCAAGAGAACAGUUACUCAAGAAUAUCAAUACCCUCCACAGAACGAUCUGCUAAUCGAUGAUGAAAAAGAUGAUAAAAUUUGUAAACAAACAUCAACAAGUGCAAUCGUGAAAAAAAAUAAUCCGGGAAGACCCAAGAAAAAUCUAACUCUUUCUUUGCAAGUAAUUCAGGGCAUAGAGAGUUUAAAAUGCGACAUUUGUCAUCAAGAAUUUGUUAAACAAACGUUGUAUCGGAAACACAUGGAAAAUCACGCGGAGGAGAAACCACAUCGAUGUCCAAAAUGUUCUGCAUCGUUCAAUGUACCGACAAAUUUCACGCUUCACAUGGCAACGCAUAAUACGGGUGAACCAAAAUGUCCAGAAUGCGGUAAGAAAUUUACGAGAAUGGCUAGCUUGAAAUCUCAUAUGUUGUUGCAUGAGAAAGAAGAAAAUUUGUUCUGUACAGAAUGUGAAGAUGCAUUCUCGACGAAAGCUCAAUUGGAUGCACAUUUGAAACUUCAUGGGGAAAAAUGGACGACCGAAGAAGUACGAAAAUGUAAAUUAUGUAAUAAACAGUUCAGUCAACCAGCCUUGUACAGGCUUCAUAUUCGUGAACAUUAUAGAUUGCAGACAAAAAUAGUAAAGCAAACGAAAAGAGGGACAAAACACAAAACAAUGUAUAAAUGUACCAUAUGCUUAAAAUCCUUCCAGAAACCGAGUCAAUUGAUGCGGCAUAUCAGAGUGCAUACUGGUGAAAAACCUUUCAAGUGCACAGUGUGCGGUCGUGGAUUCACGCAAAAGAGUUCAUUACAAACUCAUACUUGGCAACACAAUGGUAUUCGACCACAUGCCUGUGAACUUUGUAAUGCUAAGUUUAGCCAAAAAGGUAAUUUAAACGUUCAUAUAAUGAGAGUUCACAAUGUCCCAGAAGGGGAACACAUAUACGGAUGCAAUUAUUGUUCGUGCGUAUUUAAAAAGCUUGGCAGUUUGAAUGGUCAUAUGAAACGUAUGCACACUAAUAUAAACGAAGAAAAUGCUACCGUUGAUAGUACUCAAUCGGCUGAUACUGUAGAAUCCGAUAUUCGCGCGACUGUGGAUAAUGUUAUAACUCAAUUGGCGUCUUUGGAGUCGAGCUCAAAUGAAACAACGAAAUCGCCAAAUUCCGAAUCGUGCGUAUUAACGGAGAGUAUGACGAAAAAAGAUAUUCUACAACAAGCGCUGAAAAAUAGUGGUCUUCCUAGUAAAAACAAAAUUAUUGAAGGUACGUCAAAAACAAAAAGGUUCGAGGCUCGCACUAACUUUGUGACAUUACUGGAUCGAGCACCUGACGGCGCUACCAGAAAGUAUUUGACGAUAAAACAGCGAUGCGUAGGAAACGUAAGAUGGUAUGCGUGCAUCUUUUGUCAUAAAGAAUUCAAGAAACCGUCAGAUUUGAUACGUCACUUGCGUGUACACACACAAGAGAAACCUUUUAAGUGCACGUACUGUUCUCGUUCAUUCGCUUUGAAGUCUACCAUGAUGGCACAUGAACGCACCCAUUCAGGUGACAAAAGGUACGCUUGCGGUUCUUGCGACAAAACAUUCGCAUACCAUGGUAGCUUGAGUGCUCACAACAGAUUGCACGCAAAAUCGGACAAGUGCUCUAACAAAUCUGUUGAUAACGAUAGGGAUGAUAUUGAUGCGCACGUGACAAUCGAGACUGAUAUUUAUUAUGGCAAUCAGUCGAAAAGCCAAACGACGAAGAAUAAAUCAAAAUUAUCCCCGGAAGCAGAAAGUCUAAUUCCGCAAGUGGUUUUGCAAGAACCGUUAGUAAUAAGCGAUGCGGGCAACAAAAUUUGCGUGGCACAAGUACCUUCGAAAGAGAAACGAGUUUAUGAAACGGCAGCUGAUCCAGCUAGACCGCACAAGUGUUGGGUUUGUCAGGCGGCAUUCAGAAAGAUCAGUCAUUUGAAGCAGCAUCAUCGCCGCCACACAGGAGAACGUCCUUAUAAAUGCACAAAAUGCGAUAGGAGAUUCACGUCGAAUAGCGUUCUAAAGUCGCAUUUGCAUACGCACGAGGAUUCGAGACCAUACGGUUGUUCAAUUUGUAAUGCGAAAUUCUCUACGCAAAGCAGUAUGAAAAGGCACUUGGUUACUCACAGUAAUAAAAGACCGUUCAUGUGUCCAUAUUGUCACAAGACUUUUAAAACUUACGUCAACUGUCGGAAACAUAUGAAAAUACAUAAACACGAAUUGGCACAACGGCAAUUGGAACAAGAGAAAAUUCAAAUGCAAAAACAAGCUUCAGACAAGUUGAAUUUGAAGGAAAAUUUUAAAGAAGAAGCGGCUCUCGAAUCGUCUUGUACCUCCUCUGUCUCUAUUACUACCAUUAGUACCACCGCCACCAGCAACAUCUCUAUCACUAGCACUACUGCCGCCACCGCCAACCCAACCAACACCACCACUACCACCACCUCUACCAUUGUCACAACAUCCUCUUCUACGUUUUCAGAUAAUCUUCAGACACUCUCUCGUCUUGGAUCAGUCGAAAUAUCAUUUCAACCACAGCUCGGAACAGAGUUUUCGCAAACUUUUCCCGAGUUCGAAAGUAUAACUGAUGAAGAAAAGGAAAAAGUAAGACCGGUUUUACCAACAAAUUGUGACGCUACAACGUUUAUUAAUCAAAAUGUGACGGGAAUAGCGAUGACGAAUCUUGAGAAUUCGCAGAUAUUGCAUGCCGAGGAAAGUGGUUCAGUCACGCUACCAGUUUACUCCAGUGAUCAGACACUCACUCCGGAAAGUAUACGGGAAAUCGAAGAAACGUUGAAUCGACAACUUUUUAAUAUCGGAAUGAAUCUUAGCCUAGGAAGUAGUCAUUCAAGGCAUUCGAAUAAUACGAAUAUCAAUGAUUUUUGUAAUAUAAAAGAAGAGCAAUCGCAACAGCAACCUGUAUUGAAUAUUAUAUACGAAAAUAACAAUAACAAUCACAGUAACGACAACGUGGGACCGUCUGGAGGGGAUAUUUUUGCACCACAGUUAGAUUCAUUCGGGAUGGAUCAUAUUGCCUUGCAAUCGGACGCUGAAAUCGAUAUCGGAUUGGAUACAAGUAAUUCAGCUAGCAUGGCAAGCAUAUUACCCAGGAGCGUGAAAGAAGAGCAUCGGCUCUCUGUUUGCGUUACAACGCCAGAUGAUGUGAACGAUGAUCAAUCGGAGAGAUCUACAGUACAGACGGUAGUAUUUAUUUCUCAGCACAAUUUUCCAAGAAAGGAGAGUAGUACGGUGAAUGAAUUGGGAAUAGAAGAAACAGGCAAGGACAGUAGCGGUGACCAACAGCAAUGUACAAUCAAUCCCAUACUUUUGACAGAAGAGAUUCAAGGAACAUCUCAAGAUUUCAAGAUUCGUACAAAUGUGCACAAGAUGUCGUCCGAUAUUCCAGAAGUCAUGAAAACCGCUAUAGGCAAAAUAUCUCGAAUAGGAUCUAAUCUGUUGCAGUGUCAUAUGUGUAGUCAGCAAGGAUUCACAGCAAUUGGACUAAAGGAACAUUUGACAAGCCAUCGUGGAACGAAAGAGUAUCAGUGUACAGAAUGCUCUUCACGAUUCUGCACAAACGGUGGAUUAAAUAGACAUUCGAAGAUACACGUAAUUAAACAAUCGUUCAAAUGUCCGUCGUGUGAGAAACACUUUGAUGAUAGAAUGCAACUGCGAUCGCAUAGUAAAAUACAUGAAAGUCCGGUGUGGGAUGCUAUAUCUUCGGGAACAAGUUCGGAGAAUUUGACUGUUCCAUUGGAAGUGCGACCUAUUCCGAUCGCAAAUAGUGAUUCGCCGUUGAACAAUAUCAUAAUAGAUCCCGAUGCUGCCGUUUCUGAGAAAGUUCUUCUAGACACAGUGGCGGAGAAAGAAGUAAUGGAUCGAGUGAACACCCUGAUGGAGAAAAAGGAACGAAAGGAGUACACAAACAAGUGCAAGUAUUGCCCAAAAACGUUUCGCAAACCGAGCGAUCUCAUACGACACCUACGAACGCACACAGGGGAAAGGCCGUACAAAUGUGAUUAUUGCAGCAAAAGUUUUGCCGUGAAAUGUACUUUAGAUUCGCACACGAAAGUUCAUAUCGGGAAAAAGACGUUUCGUUGCCACGUGUGCAGCAGUCUGUUUGCGACUAAGGGCAGCUUGAAGGUUCACAUGCGAUUACAUACAGGUUCAAAACCGUUUAGAUGCUCUAUAUGCGAUUCAAGAUUUCGAACUUCUGGCCACAGAAAAGUACACCUAUUGAAACACGCACGCGAAUGCAAAGAGAAUCCAAAAAGAAAACAGAAACACAUGAAAGUUGCGGCCAUAGCCGAAGUAGCUGCUGAUCUUGAAAAAUGUGACGGAAAAGAGGGGAAAUCGAACUGCUUCGAGCCGGAACAACAACAGCAACAGUUUCAACAAGAACAGCUCUCGCAAGCAGCCACAGAAUAUUCUCAUUUGGAAACAAUUAACAUUGAGACGACCGCAUCAUGUUUAUCUGAUCAAAUUAGCUUCGAUACUGAUGCUAUCGUGUCAAAUAACAAUCAAACCAUAGUGUCUGUAAAUGAAAAUAAUCAGUUGGUUACGAAUCUACAUUUUCUUCUGACGAAUGGACUUGUUACCAUCCAAACUGAAGAAUCAUUAUUGUCACAAUCAUCGGCAUCAGGUAAUAAUUUGCACCAUCAUACGAGCACGAUUCCCGAUUCCGUAUGUGCAUCAACGACACUUGACGCUGAUGCUGUAGUUGACAUCAGCAGUACUGACACUACUAACGAAUACACCAAGGAAGAAAUUCACAUUGAACAUAUGUUAAAAACGCAAUCGAAUAAUUGCCUGCUAAAGGUAGCUGCUUCGACGAUGCAGACGGAGGAACCUUUCUCCACGAGGAUUUCUCCCCUGGACAAAUCUUUAUCGGUAGUAACAGGCAAACCAGCAGCGUCUAAAGGAAAUUCAUCAAAGAAGGAAUGUGACAUUUGUGGGAAAACGUUUACGAAACCCUACCAGGUAGAAAGGCAUAAACGAAUUCAUACGGGUGAACGUCCAUAUAAAUGUGAUUUAUGUACGAAAUCGUUCGCUCAAAAAUCAACUCUACAAAUGCAUCAAAAACACCAUACUGGCGAUCGGCCGUACGCUUGCCCGUACUGUGAAUAUUUCUUCACACAAAAAGGUAAUCUUCGAACGCAUGUGAAACGUGUUCAUCAAUUGGAUACUACCGAUAUCAAGAAAUGGAAAUGCGUGCGUCAACCCUUUCUGACGAAGAUGUCUCUUCAAGAAAACGUGAUCGAAGCUAAGAGCCUGAGUUUAGACGACAUAUCGUUUGUUGAGUUCCUUAAAUAA